AUGCCUCCAAAACGUAAAUCGAAAAAGCCAUGCACAACCGGCCCACCAAAUUCAUUGCUUUUCCUCGAUAAUUCAAUGGACCCAUUCAUGUCCCAAUUGAGCCAAAUGUCAACAAUCACACCAAAUGAAAUCGCUCCACCACCAUUUGACAUUUUGCUAUCGAAUCACUUCUUCCGCCCGAUGUUUGAUGUGCUUUGUGAUCGAAAGAAUGAGAAUGCUCUUCAACCCCAGGAAUUCACACAUUUUGUUGAAGAGAUCGAUAAAGUCGAUAUGAUGCUGGAGAAGUAUUUUCAUCUUGCUGAACAAGGUGGACCGUGCGAUGCAGAGGAUGGAGCAUCACAUUCUGAUAUUGAAGAGGACUACAAAAUGCAAAUGAAUCAAUUGAGAUCAGCUUUUGAGGAGACGAGAGCUGAUAUGAAAAAGGAUUGUGAAGCGAUGAAACAGAAAGUUUGCGAGGUGCUUGAAGUCCAGAAGUCGUUUAGGCCAAUAUCCGACGAGGAUAAGCACAAAUCGAUGGACCUGGUGGAGAGACGAUUCCAGAAAGCUGAAUACCAAAUGAAGCAAGUCGUUUGCAAUCAAGCGCUCGUUCUCAGCAAUUCUUGUCUUGAUGCCAGAAGAAAACGGCGAAAUUUCUCAAAAGAAGCCACCGCUGUUCUCCAAGAAUUCUUCAACACCCACGCCGAUCAUCCCUAUCCAACAGAUGAAGAAAAAGCGGAAUUGGCUAAGAAAUGCAAUAUCACAGUGCAACAGGUCUCGAAUUGGUUUGGCAAUCGAAGAAUUCGGCAAAAGAAACUCCCUCAAUUCAGACAAUAUGUAACAAUGCUUCCCGCUCAUCAAUAUUUAUCAGAUGUCCCCACUACAAGUUCAUUGCAUCCAUUGACUGGAGGAAUUGAAAUUGAUUCACAUCUGAUGCCAACGACUCAUUUACCCUCUCUAAAUGAUCAGACUUAUCCAUCAUAUCUCUUCGACAACGUUUCCGAUCCAACGAAUAGUCAGCUCUCUGGUGUCUAUGGUUCUUCGAUGGCUAACUUGUACCAUCAA
Mesorhabditis belari is the source of this 1041-nucleotide messenger RNA. Lineage: Eukaryota; Metazoa; Nematoda; Chromadorea; Rhabditida; Rhabditidae. The record is from the annotation of a GenBank genome assembly.